Molecule: messenger RNA, 2210 nt
Organism: Mya arenaria
Lineage: Eukaryota; Metazoa; Mollusca; Bivalvia; Myida; Myidae
Exons: 2
Coding region: 191-1282 (363 amino acids)
Source: RefSeq, a predicted model, not a curated record
CGCCAAUCUUACCCCUACCCCAUCCCCUUCACACCAAACAAACACCUCAAUAUAAACCCUGUCCCAUCCCCGUCACACCCAACAACCACUCCAAUCCCAUCCCUGCCCCAUCGCCGUCACACCCAACAACCACCCCGAACUCACCCCUGUCCCAUCCCCGUCACACCCAACAACUACCCAAAUCACAUCCAUGCCCCAUCCACGUCACACCAAACAACCUACCCAAUCUCACGCCUGUCCCAUCCCCGUCAGACCUAACAACCACUCCAAUAUAACCCCUGCCUCAUCCCCGUCACCCCAAACAACCACCCCAAUCUCAACCCUGCCCCAUCCCCAUCACACCCAACAACCACCCCAAUCACAUCCAUGCCCCAUACCAGUCAUACCAAACAACCACCCCAAUCUCACGCCUGCUCUAUCUCAGUCACACCCAAAAACCACCCAAAUCUCACCCCUACCCCUUCCCCAUCAAUCUCACCCAUGCCCCAUCCCCGUCACAACCAACAACCACCCCAAUCUCACGCCUGUCCCAUCCCCGUCACACCCAACAACCACCCCAAUCUCACCCAUGCCCCAUCCCCGUCACACCCAACAACCAUCCCCAAUCUCACCCAUGCCCCAUCCCAGUCAUACCCAACAACCACCCCAAUCUCACCCCUGCCCCAUCCCCAUCAAACCCAACAACCACCCCAAUCUCACCCAUGCCCCAUCCCCAUCACACCCAACAACCACCCCAAUCUCACCCAUGCCCCAUCCCCGUCACACCCAACAACCACCCCAAUCUCACCCAUGCCCCAUCCCAGUCACACCCAACAACCACCCCAAUCUCACCCAUGCCCCAUCCCCGUCACACCCAACAACCACCCCAAUCUCACCCCUGCUCCAUCCAAUUCACACCCAUCAACCAUCCCAACCAAACCCCUGCCCCAUCCCCGUCACACCCAACAACCACCCCAAUGUCACCCCUGCCCCAUCCCAGUCACACCAAAAAAUACCCCAAUCUCACCCCUGCCCCAUCCCAGUCACACCAAAUAAAUACCCCAAUCUCACGCCUGCCCCAUCCCCGUCACACCCAACAACCACCUCAGUCUCACCCCUUCCCCAUCCCCGUCACACCCAACAACCACCUCAAUCUCAUCUCUCUCCCAUCCCCGUCACCCCCAACAACCACCCCAACCCCGCCCAGUCCUCGCCACCUUUGACAAUCAAUCCUACAUCUACUACCAAUGACCUCCCAACAACCACCACAACCUCACCCUACCUCCAUCCCUGUCACCCCUAGAAAAACACCUCAAAUUCAGCCCAUCCCAUCAUGGUCAUUCCAACAACUAUCCCAACCUCAUCCCACCCAAAUCCCCCUCAACCUUGUGGAUAGCUUAACACAAAAGCCAGUUCUGAAAACUGCUUUAUUUUCAAUCGAAUCUUAUAUACUUUUUAACACAAACCGCUACAUUUUCAAAACUUUUUACGGGCGUUAAUAAGAUCUGCUACAAACUCAGUUAUUGCAUUCCAAACAGUUUUAUAUAAGAGAUUAUAUAAUGUUGACUUUGUUUUUAAAUUUUGGGGAAAAUGAGACAAAGCCAUAGUUGGUUAUGUUACCUUUUGAUAGAAACACAACGCGAGUUACACAGUUAGGAAGAUAACUUCCGCUUAACUCAGAGUUACGGAGUCUUUGUGUCAUGGUCUGAUCUGUCAGUUAUUCAAGAAAAACUGUUAAUUAUAACUUAUGAUGAACAAGUACGGACACCUAUGCACACAGUGAAAUAAUGACCAACAAGUUUUAUCACUUUGGCUUAUUUUAUUUUAAAUCUAAGUCUGAUUUGUAUAUGACAAACAGCAAGGGCUUAAAUCAGUUUAUGAACAGAAUCAUGCAUCAAUUGGUUUUGCUUUAUUGGCCGGGAAGGGAAGGGGUACCUUAAUUGUAUUAUUGUAUCCGCCAAAACGUACCCGGCCCGCGGGAUCCAGGACACCUUGUACCAGUAGUAUCAUACACUAGUAUCAAUGGCCUGAAAUAAGAAUCUGAUUUAAAUUGUAUAUCCUUGAAAUGUCUACAUAGAAACAAUGACCUCAAAUUCAGACAAACUCGGAUCAUGAAAAAAUGUGUUGAACAAACAUAUCCUGUUCAACACAGGAUAUAUUGAUAUCAGUGAUGUAUUUUUAUCACUGAAUGAUGUAUCUUAUUUCUUGUGUUCAGAUUGUGUCUCUGGACA